Messenger RNA from Cicer arietinum (chickpea), 2611 nucleotides. RefSeq names its product zinc finger CCCH domain-containing protein 66. The record is from RefSeq and is a predicted model, not a curated record. Gene Ontology annotation, molecular function: protein binding; metal ion binding. NCBI's taxonomy places the organism in Eukaryota, Viridiplantae, Streptophyta, Magnoliopsida, Fabales, Fabaceae.
GUCAUUGAAUUUCACCUAAAGUUUUCAUCUUUUUUAAAAGUAUUUGAGAUUACAAUGUUUUUUUUUACUUGGUUGCUAAGGAAAUUCCUGAAAAAGGGUGUGGUUUGAAAUUGUUUAUAUUGGUUUCUUGUGUUGUUUUGGAUUGAAAUAACUGUAGGCUUUUUAUUUCGCUCUGAAACAAGGACAGGUUGUUUUGGCUAUUUGGUUAAAUUUUUGGUUAAUAAGAUUCUGUCGAGUAAUAGGGAAGAAGAUAAUAAACAGUGAUAAAUUAAAAGUCAUGUGCAGCGGUUCGAGUCCAAAACCUUCUCCAAGUGGUUUGAUUGAGGAGCAUGAAUAUGAAAGACAAGAAGAACUGCACCAAAAGGUUUCUGCUUUGCUUGAGUUUUCAGCUACAGAUGAUUUAAUGGCUUUCAAAGAUGCUGUUGAAAAAGAUGAUCAUGGUGUUGAUGAGGUAGGUUUAUGGUAUGGAAGGAAGAUUGGCUCAAAGGAGAUGAGUUAUGAAGAGAGGACACCUCUUAUGAUUGCUGCCUUGUUCGGAAGCAAGGGUGUAUUGUCGUAUAUUCUUGGAACCGGUCGCGUUCAUGUUAACCGAAGAUGUGGAUCAGAUGGGGCUACUGCUCUUCAUUGUGCUGUGUUUGGUUGUUCUGCUAAUUCCCCUGAGGUUAUCAAGCUUUUGCUUGAUGCAUCUGCAGAUGUUAGUUCUGUUGAUGCGAAUGGGAACCGAUCGAGUGACUUGAUUGACUCGGUGUCUAAUAGUAUCUUUGGUUCAAGGAAGAGGAUACUCCAAGCCAUACUAGAAGGUACAGAUGAUGUCGAUGUUGUUGAUGAUGAUGAUUAUUUUAAGGAAGAAAAGCAGCAACCAAAUGCAGGUACACCUCGAAUUGAGAAGAAAGAUUAUCCUAUUGAUCUAUCCCUUCCUGACAUAAAGAAUGGGAUAUAUAGUUCAGAUGAAUUUAGGAUGUUUUCAUUCAAAGUGAAGACUUGUUCAAGGGCUUAUUCUCAUGAUUGGACCGAGUGUCCCUUUGUUCAUCCGGGUGAAAACGCGAGGCGCCGUGAUCCAAAGAAAUAUCAUUACACCUGUGUACCUUGCCCUGAGUUCCGGAAAGGAUCUUGCAGUAAAGGGGAUGGUUGUGAAUAUGCACAUGGUAUUUUCGAGUGCUGGCUUCAUCCUGCUCAAUACAGAACAAGGCUUUGUAAAGAUGAGACUGAAUGCACCAGAAGAGUUUGCUUCUUUGCUCACAAACCCGAGGAGCUUCGACCGUUGUACGCUUCUACCGGUUCUGCUUUGCCUUCACCUAGAUCAGUGGACCCUUACACACUUAACUCUCCAUCUUCUUUGAUACAAAGGGCCUCGACACCACCUUUGACUCCAUCUGCAGCAUCUUCUCCUAUGAAUGGAACCAUGUUGUGGCAGACUCAGCUUCAUUCUGCUGCAGUCCCUACCCUUCAAAUGCCAAGAAGCAGAUUGAAAACUUCAUUGAAUGUUAGAGAUACCGAUCUAGACAUGGAAUUGCUUGAACUUGAAAAUCGCCUUAUGCGGAAGCUAAUGAUGGAAGAGAUGGCAGCAGGUAUUUCAACCCCUUCAAAAUGGCAAAACUCCAUGCCGAAUAGUCCAUCUUAUCCCGUCUCAUUGACCGAUCAUAUGGGGGAAUCAAAUAGGUUUUCAGGAGUGAAUCCUACUAACCUUGAAGACAUUUUUGCAUCGCAUUUUCAAUCUCCAAAUGGAAUGCAGAAUGUGAACCAGCAACUAUGGGGCUAUCCUUCUGACGUCACCACUUCAAAUAGGAUUGGAUCUCCACCAUUCAUGGCUGAUCCAUCUAUGAAUCCAAGAUAUGCUGCCUUUUCGAAGCGUAGCCAAAGCUUUAUCGAGCGCGGCGUGGCGAGCUUUAAUUCCGAGCUUCCUUCUGUCACCUCAGUUGCUGCGGAGCCUUCUUCUACCUUCUCCAGUUGGGGAUCCUCCAAUGGAAAAUUAGACUGGUCCAUCUGCGGCGAUGAACUGAAUAAGAUGAGGAAGUCUUAUUCUUUCGCCUUUCAAAACAGAAAUAGUAGUACUUCAACAAUGGCUGCAACUGCAGUACCACCAAAUGAUGGUGAACCAGAUGUAUCUUGGGUUAAUUCACUUGUGAAGGAUGCUCCAACAAUGGAAUAUGAUCAAUGUUGUGUUGAAGAUUAGCUGCAAUGCCAUAAUCCAGACGCGGUUCCAUCUUGGCUGGAGCAAUUGUACAUGGAGCAGGAUCAAAUGGUUGUGUGAAUUUAAUGUUAACUCUAGACUAGUUUAUUUAUUAAAUUAUUAUUAUUAUUAUACUUAUUAUUAUUACAUUUAUUAUUAUUCUUUCAAUUCUAUAGAUAUUCAUUAUACUUAGGUGACAUUAUGUAGAGAAAAUAUGGUAAAACGUCAACAAUAUAGAAGUUGUGCAGAAUACAGUAUUCUGCUUCAGUAAUAACUUGUUAUACUAUAAGGAUAGUAUAUGGUUCCAUUUUUUUUUCCCUUAUUCUUUGCAUUGUUUUAGUUGUAUUCAAUUGAGUUGUAACCAAGAGGUUAGUGAUUAAUGUAGUGAGACUGGUUAAUGGAGGUGCUGAUAAUUUGAGAAAUUCCAUUUCUUUUUUCAAA